AUGUCUUUGAAAACCUACGGAUACUGGUCGGGCAAGCUCAAGGGCGUCGAGCUCCCCGAUAAUGCCACAGAUCUCCACGCUCUCAUCGAGUUGGACACUUCAACCGGUCAAGAGGCCACCCAUGCUUCCAUCAACAUUCGCUCCAAACUCUUUAUCGAAAAAUCUCGGCUCGUUUACUGGCUUUUUCAAGGGUUCCAAAAACCAGACGACGCGUCUUUUCUGGAACGGGGCUGGCAUGAGGUUAUCCAGCUGGCUUGUCUAAAUCACCGCGAGACCAGUCUCGACUAUCUCCGGCUUGACAAAGGUAGCCAUUUAGAAAGCGCGGAAAUGCUCCGUAGAGCGGAUGAUAUCGGCGAUUAUCUGGAGCAUCUUAUCAAUAACGCCAUUGAAAAGGACGCAGUUGCUCAUAUCUUCGGCCAACUCGAUCGCAAGCGGAAGCUGAUCCACGAUGUUCACAUGAAUCAAGGGAGUUGCGACGAAUUCUAG
Molecule: messenger RNA, 486 nt
Organism: Fusarium sp. VM40
Lineage: Eukaryota; Fungi; Ascomycota; Sordariomycetes; Hypocreales; Nectriaceae
Source: the annotation of a GenBank genome assembly